UAACUUAUUCGAUACAAAUACCGAUUACAGUUUCUACCUCAACCCUUCUUUCUAUAAUAUAUGUAGCUGCUAAUCUAACUAUCAGUAAGAUUCCACUUUUAAAAAAUUUUCAAUUUGUUUAGCGCAAACAAGGUAUUAUUCUAUCAUUAUUGCAAUUCAAAAUGGCAAAUCAGCCCACAAGUAUGGAACCAGGUUCAACAAUAACAGAAACUAUUGAAGAAAGUGAUGGUUCUCAAAAAUGCGAGGCUUCCGAAGGCGUACCCACAUUACAAUUGCGUUUGGAACCGCCUAGAGAUGAUCGGCGAGUGGUUUUCCAUGAAGGUGUGUUAGAUAACGAGCAUAUGAAUCGGAAGAAAUCCAAGUGCUGUUGCAUCUACAAAAAACCGUUGGCUUUUGGCGAAAGUUCUUCGGAAGAGGAUGACGAGUGCGAGCAUUGCUUUGGUCACCCCGAAAAACGUCAAAAAAACAAGAAGAAACUUCAAAGCUCUGUAUCACGUCCAUCUACUGAACAUUUUGAUGAACCUUCUACAUCCUCUGAGGCCCAAUCGCAGCUAAGCCAAAAUAAUAUACGUGAAACAAUCGAUAAAGUACUGCCACCAGGCUUUAAGAAAUCUGUGGAACCAUUGCUAUAGCCGAAAAAUUUAAUACACUUGCGAAUAAAUGAACAUUACCAACAUGAAAUAA
Molecule: messenger RNA, 684 nt
Organism: Drosophila nasuta
Lineage: Eukaryota; Metazoa; Arthropoda; Insecta; Diptera; Drosophilidae
Exons: 2
Coding region: 162-632 (156 amino acids)
Cellular component (GO): nucleus
Molecular function (GO): protein serine/threonine phosphatase inhibitor activity; protein phosphatase 1 binding
Source: RefSeq, a predicted model, not a curated record